AUGCCGAAGUCAAAGAAACGCAAGAGUGGUGAUGGUGAUGGGUCAGAAGAAUUGCGGAAGCGUCCUUCUGUAUACUGUAUUUUACAUGUUAAUGGCAUUCAGUAUCUAGAUUUCACACCACUCUGUGAGGUCAAGGACUUUGCCAUUGAAAAGCUGGCUCAACUACAUAAGAAAACUCUUCACGAGGAGGAGAAUGAGGACGAGCUUCGGGCUUGUGAGGGAAAGGCCAUACACUUAACUCAAGCUUACAUAACCUGCAAUGAAGCACUGAAGCACAGUAAGAACACUAUCAUCAGUUUAACUGAAGAUUUGAACAACGCUAAUGAAAAUAUCACAAGUUUGACUGAAGAUCUGAACAACGCUAAUGAAAAUAUCAACAGUCUGACUGGAAAUGUGAACAACGCCAAUAACAAUACCAUCAUUUUGACAAAAAAUAUCAUCAGUGUGGCUGACGAUCUGCACAAAGCCAAUGAAAAUAUCACCAGUUUGACUAAAUAUAUCAACAGAUUGACUGACGAUCUGAGCAAGUCUAAUGACAAUAUCAUCAGUCUGACUGAAAAUAUCACCAGUUUGGCCGAAGAUCUGAACAACGCCAAUGAAAAUAUCACUAGUUGUAUUGAAAAUCUCAACAACGCCAAGGAAAAUAUCACAAGUCUGGCUGAAGAUCUGAAAAACGCUAACGAAAAUAUCACCAGUUGUACUGAAAAUCUCAACAACGCCAAGGAAAAUAUCACCGGUUUGACUGAAGAUCUGAAAAACGCCAAUGAAAAUAUCACCAAUCUCAACAACGCCAAUGAAAAUAUCACCAGUUUGACUGAAGAUCUCAACAACGCCAAUGAAAAUAUCACCAGUUUGACUGAAGAUCUCAACAACGCCAAUAAAAAUAUUACAAGUCUGGCUGAAGAUCUGAAAAACGCCAAUGAAAAUAUCACCAGUUGUAUUGAAGAUCUCAACAAAGCCAAUGAAAAUAUCACCGGUUUGACUGAAGAUCUGAAAAACGCCAGUGAAAAUAUCACCAGUUUGAAUGAAGAUCAGAGAAACGCCAAUGAAAAUGUUAGCAAUUUGACAAAAGAUUUGAAAAUUGUCAAUGAAGCUCUCGCGUACUGUCAAAUGAAUUGGACAAAUUUUGAAGGUAUGUAUCUGUAA
Messenger RNA from Gigantopelta aegis, 1146 nucleotides. RefSeq lists its product as uncharacterized. The record is from RefSeq and is a predicted model, not a curated record. The coding region runs from base 1 to 1146 and encodes 381 amino acids. The transcript is spliced from 4 exons. NCBI's taxonomy places the organism in Eukaryota, Metazoa, Mollusca, Gastropoda, Neomphalida, Peltospiridae.